This is a messenger RNA of Ictidomys tridecemlineatus (thirteen-lined ground squirrel), 2217 nucleotides long. It is a transcript of the gene Nipa2, whose product is annotated as NIPA magnesium transporter 2. NCBI's taxonomy places the organism in Eukaryota, Metazoa, Chordata, Mammalia, Rodentia, Sciuridae. The record is from RefSeq and is a predicted model, not a curated record. Gene Ontology annotation, cellular component: membrane. Gene Ontology annotation, biological process: magnesium ion transport. Gene Ontology annotation, molecular function: magnesium ion transmembrane transporter activity.
GCGUGCAGUUUGGCGUCACUCGGUCGCGCCCAGGUUCUCCUCGGCGGUGGCCCUCGGUCCCGGCCGCGGUGGGGCUGGAGGUCGUCCUGGGUAGGUUUAUCUCAACGCUUCCAUGGAGAAGGCGGCUAGCACGGCAGCAGCCCCGGAUGCUCGCACUUACCCCUGGACGGCGACGGAGGCGGUGGCCGCGCGAGCGCUGGAGGGAGCGGCCUGUGUGGGGGUGUGAGCCAAGGUUCCGAGGGUCGGAUUGCCGAGGGGAAGUCGCGCGGCCCGCGUGCCGUCUGGGGUGAAGUCGCUGCUCCUUCUUUUGAGGCACGCGCGAAGGGGCUGACUUGCGGGACAGCCUGCCGAUCUCGGGUCGGGGGACAGCCCCUCCGGGGCGACUUUCUUUUACGCGUGUUCUGAGAUGGACGCGGCUCUCCUAGUAAACCGCAGUGAGGAAAUCCGCCGCGCAUCGGAUUGCCAUUCAAUCCCACGGAAAUCCGGCUCGUUGGCCUUGUCGGUGGCGCGUGUGCAAUAAGUUCUUUCGAUUAGUUUUGUCUUGGCUGGAACAGUAAAGUUAAAAACUUUAAAUGGAAAUAAAGGGUAGUAUUUACAAGAAAAUGAGAAUGAAUAAAUCAUCCCUGGUUUUCAAAAGAGAGACCAUAUUAAACUUACAUAUGUGAAGAUUGCAUCCCCCUGCCUUCAGUGCCAGCAGUUUCUCUGUUCUGUAAUCAAUGUGAUUCACAGGAGCUUCUUAAGUGACAAACGAAAUGAGCCCAGGGCGUGGAAAAUAUGAUUUCUAUAUUGGUUUGGGAUUGGCUAUGACCUCCAGCAUUUUCAUAGGAGGGAGUUUCAUUUUGAAAAAAAAAGGCCUUCUGCGACUUGCCAGAAAAGGAUCCAUGAGAGCAGGUCAAGGUGGCCAUGCAUAUCUUAAAGAAUGGUUGUGGUGGGCUGGACUACUGUCAAUGGGGGCAGGCGAGGUGGCCAACUUCGCUGCAUAUGCCUUUGCACCAGCCACGCUAGUGACUCCACUGGGAGCUCUCAGCGUCCUCGUAAGUGCCAUUCUUUCUUCAUACUUUCUAAAUGAAAGACUUAAUCUUCAUGGGAAAAUUGGAUGUUUGCUAAGCAUUCUAGGAUCUACAGUUAUGGUCAUCCAUGCUCCAAAGGAAGAGGAGAUUGAGACGUUAAAUGAAAUGUCACACAAGUUAGGUGAUCCAGGUUUUGUGGUAUUUGCAACAAUUGUGGUCAUUGUGUCCUUGAUAUUAAUCUUUGUGGUGGGACCUCGCCACGGACAGACAAAUAUUCUUGUGUACAUAACAAUCUGCUCUGUGAUUGGAGCGUUUUCAGUGUCCUGUGCAAAGGGCUUGGGCAUCACCAUCAAAGAACUGUUAGCUGGAAAGCCUGUGCUGCGGCAUCCCCUGGCCUGGAUUCUGCUGCUGAGCCUCGUCAUCUGUGUGAGCACACAGAUCAAUUACCUAAACCGGGCCCUGGACAUAUUCAACACUUCCCUUGUAACACCAAUAUAUUACGUUUUCUUUACAACCUCAGUUUUAACUUGUUCAGCUAUUCUUUUUAAGGAGUGGCAAGAUAUGCCUGCUGAUGAUAUCAUUGGGACUCUGAGUGGCUUCUUCACAAUCAUUGUGGGGAUAUUCUUGUUGCAUGCCUUUAAAGAUGUCAGCUUUAGUCUAGCAAGUCUGCCUGUGUCUUUUCGAAAAGAUGAUAAAGCAAUGAAUGGCAAUCUCCCUACUAUGUAUGAAGUUCUUAAUAAUAAUGAAGAAAGCUUAACCUGUGGAAUUGAACAACACACUGGUGAGAAUAUCUCACGGAGAAAUGGAAAUCUGACAGGUUUUUAAGAUUCGAUUUAAAGGUUAAUCCAUAAUUAUGUUAUAGUGAUUUUGAAUAUCAGAAUCUGUCUGAAAAAGCAUUGUCCUCAAAUAAUGUUCUCUAAAGACAAUCUUUUUUAAGUUUUCACUAAUUUGGACCAAGAAGUUACUUUUCUUAUAUUUAAACAAGGUAGCUUACUAAAAAUGGCCUCAGUGUGUGGCCAAUUUCUAUUAACAUGGUAUAAUUGUAGAGGUAUUUUACAUUUUGAUUCUUUCUUCAAAAUUUAAAUGCACUAAUGACAAGUUUUAAGUCUAUAAAAAUGCUUUAUUUUUUCAUUAUUGAUGAAAGUCUGAAAUGUACAUUUGUCAUUCCCACUCCCAUCAAUCCCUGAUCAUGUAAGGCUUUUUGAUU